UUGACCCGGCAGAACUACCCAAUCGAGCGCAGAGUUAUACAUUUGUGUUUAAAAAGAGCGGUUUUUCCGCUUUUAAUUUGAUACUGUUGAGCACGCGAGAGUCUUGCAGUUUUCUACGAAAACAGAAACAAAAAGGAUCCGUAUUUAAAUGAAACUUAAAGAUAUGGCCACAAGAAAACUAGCAAAGUAAGUGAAUCUGUGCUAGCCACACAAAUACAACAAUGGUUUAGAGAAGGAAAUUAGGAUUACUGAGACAGCAUAGUCAAUCCUCUGUGUCAAAGAAAUCUGUGGUAUCAGGUCAGAUAUUUUCAUACUUGAUUGUUAUUGACUUUGAGUCCACCUGCUGGAGAGAGAGAAACAAUUAUGGUCAGGAAAUUAUCGAGUUUCCUGCUAUUUUACUGAACACGUCCACAGGGGAGGUUGAGUCGGAGUUUCACACAUACGUUCAACCUCAGGAACACCCCAUUCUGUCUGGGUUUUGCACAGAGCUGACUGGAAUUACACAGAUGCAAGUUGAAGCAGGGAUCCCUCUUCAGAUCUGUCUUUCACGGUUCAACCGCUGGCUGCAAAACCUGCAGCUUGAGAAGGGAGUGACUUUUCCCAACAAACAACAGACAUGUUCAGCCUCUGUCUCAACCCAGAAGUUGUGUACUUUCCUAACAUGGUCAGACUGGGACCUUGGAGUUUGUUUACAGUAUGAGUGUAAACGCAAACAGCUUCUUAAGCCAGAAGUUCUCAAUAACUGGAUCGACCUGAGAAGCACAUACAGGCUCUUUUACAACCGUAAACCCAAAGGCUUGAACGGAGCACUACAGGAUCUAGGAAUACAGUUUUCUGGGAGAGAACAUUCUGGUUUGGAUGAUUCCCGAAACACAGCUCGGCUGGCACAGAGGAUGAUGAGGGAUGGAUGUGUGAUGAAGAUCACUCGGAGCCUGGAGAGGACCUCGGUGAUGGUCAAACCCAUGUGUGGAAGCAGUUCUCGCCCUGUGGAAGACAAGAAAGGAAACCUGAAUACCAGUAAAAGGGAAACUGUCGUCACCACCAGCAAACUUUCAUCAUCCAAAGUUCCUCUCAAAAAUGUUCCAAAGCACUCCCGUUUAGAGCCCGUGCCGAGAGAUUUGGACACAAAGGGAAAUUCAAGUUGUCAAAGCCUGAUUUCACCAAAGACGCUGCUGAGUAUCAGCACCGCACCAUUGCAUGAACAAAAAAGCAGGCCUGAUACACCGAAAGCAGCUGCUAGUUGUACAUCCACAGGAACAGUAAAUGGCAGCCAUGUUCUGUGCUCGACCACUGUCAGCUGCUUUUCAAACCAGGCCUUACAAACAAGCCAGCUGGGUGAAGAGGACGCAGAACCUAUAGUGGAACCAGAGGGCAGGUGUGGUUCUUAUGAUGACGUGGUGUUGGAGUGUGAUGAUGCCGUAAGAGACACAGAAGGAGAGCAUGACGUUGAGUAUGUGUCAGAUUUUGACAGUGGGUGUUAUGAGUUGGAAGAGCCAGAUCAUUCAUGGUCACCUGAGGGUCACGUUACAUUAGGGGAUCUAAAAGAAAAUAAUCAAAGAAAGCAAAAUAUUAUAUGUAAAUCUAAGAAUUGGUCAGAAUCUAAUACGCUUUUUGCUGUGCCUAAAACCAUUAACUGGAGUACAUUGAAUCAAAGAAAAGUAAGGUGUAUGACUUCUCCAGAUCUUCAGUCAAACUUAGGUUUCCAGAAAACCAAGCAAACAAAUGUGGUUUCUCCUGUGAAUUUGAAACCCUUUUUACCAGAAAAGACUUCCACCCCUAAUACCUCUACUGCUAGGCAAAAACCUGAGGUCCCAAAAUGGACUGAGCCUUGGAAGGUAUCAAUUACCAAAUACCCUGAGCCAAAAGAGAAGGCCUCAGGGUCCUCCCAUCGCUCUUCGUUUGGUUCUCGUCACAUUCCCAACGUCCUUUCCUCUCUCUCAACCAACACAUCCUCAUUCUCUGCCAAUCGUUCCUGUGUUUCUUUCACAUCAGUAGGACAGCAAAAGAUCACUUCUCCGCUGUGUGCAUGCGGCCGUCGGUCAAAACGGCAGGUUGUGUCCAACGGUGGUCCAAACCAUGGGAGGGGUUUUUAUUGCUGUCCGGUUCGUCGCUCAGGUGGCAGAGGCCUCAUGGAGAAAGGAUGUGACUUUUUUAAAUGGGAGUCAGCCCUGAUGAAGAGUGACUCUAUGGUUGCUCUUGUUGAGGGUUCCUCCAUCUCUGUUGGUCAGAUCAACCCUACUCUCCUUAACAGGCGCUGCUGAAAAAAGCCUACUGAAAAUUGUGCGUCGGUCUACUUUGUUUUUCAAUCUGAUGUGUAUUUGUGAAGGUAUGUUUAUAUAGAUGUGGACAAGAUUGUUGGUACCCUUCGGUCAAUUAAGUAAAAACCCUCAAUGGUCAUAGAAAUAACUUGAAUCUGACAAAAAUGGAAAAAUGUAUCCACCGUGCUUCAACUGAAAUAAGAAAAAAGUUUACUCCUGGAAUAGGCCUGGACAAAAUGAUGGUACCCCUAACUUACUAUUUUGUUGAAUAACCUUUUGAGGCAAUCACUGCUAUCAAAUGAUUCCUGACCACUGUAAGACUUCUGCACCUCUCAGCAGGUAUUUUGGCCCACUCCUCAUGAGCUGCACCAUCGAGAGCAUCCUGACCAACUGUGUAACAGUCUGGUAUGGGAACUGCUCCGCCUCGGACCGGAAGGCGUUGCAGAGGGUCGGGAAAACUGCCCAGCGCGUCGCCGGAGCACCACUUCCUGCCAUAAAGGACAUCUACAGGAAGCGGUGUCUGAAAAGGGCUAGGAAAAUCAUCAGAGACCUCAUACACACACAGAAAUGAAAAUGAAAGAAAAUCUCACUCCAAGACGUUUUUUUUUAAGUUGGCAGCCCUGAACUAAAGUAUGUUUAAUGUGGAGCUGUUCUUUUUAAUUUUUUGUAUUGUUUAUAAGCCUGUUAUUUGUCUUCCAUGUAGUUCAUAUUUAUGGAUUGAAUAGUGUUUGCUCUUAGACCCCAGUAACUACUACAAUCGUUAUUGGGGACUUUAAUUAAACUAAACCUAUGUGUAAAUAUUGUA
Nothobranchius furzeri (turquoise killifish) is the source of this 3063-nucleotide messenger RNA. NCBI's taxonomy places the organism in Eukaryota, Metazoa, Chordata, Actinopteri, Cyprinodontiformes, Nothobranchiidae. The record is from RefSeq and is a predicted model, not a curated record.